This is a messenger RNA of Erigeron canadensis, 1137 nucleotides long. Its product is annotated as E3 ubiquitin ligase BIG BROTHER-related-like. Lineage: Eukaryota; Viridiplantae; Streptophyta; Magnoliopsida; Asterales; Asteraceae. The transcript is spliced from 8 exons. Gene Ontology annotation, molecular function: ubiquitin-protein transferase activity; ubiquitin conjugating enzyme binding. Gene Ontology annotation, biological process: negative regulation of organ growth; protein ubiquitination. The coding region runs from base 209 to 934 and encodes 241 amino acids. The record is from RefSeq and is a predicted model, not a curated record.
AAAAAAACACACAUACACAUACACAUACACAUACACAUACACACCCACACCCACACCCACACCCACUCUCACUCACACUCACUGCAAGACUCUUGUGUACUCCCUAAAAAACACUCUUCUUUGGCGGUGAACGUAACCAAUUCACAAUUUCCUCCUUUUGGCUUAUUAUCAAAGGAGUCCUUGUGUUGUCUAUCUUUGACUAGCAUCCAUGAGUAGAAGUGUGGGGCUUCAUGAUCAUUAUCUGAAUUCUGGAGUCCCGGAUGAAAUUGCUGAGAAUUUGGUAGAGUUUUUUCCAAACGAUGAUGGUCUUAGUUAUGAAGAGGUUCUGUUGCAACAGGCAAGCAUGUAUCAGUCAUUUCAAGAACGUGACAAGAACAAACGUGCCAUUACCUAUGAUGAUGAUGAUAUAAAUGAUUGGGGUCAUCUUUUGGAAGAUGAAGGUGAAGCGUCUAGGAAUGAAGCUGCCAUGACACAGGAAGCGAUAGAUGAAGCUUUGGCUAGAUCUUUACAGGAAUUAGGGGAGGGUUUUGAUGAUCUUCUCAUAUCCGAACAUAGUGGCAGCACAAGUGGUAGUACAGAAAGUUCUAUAGAAACUCCGAGGGCACAGGCUGCAAGCUUGAUUUCAGUAGAAGAUUCCAUUGAUACUGAUGGUAUGCAAUAUGAGGAAUUGCUACAUUUGGUCGAAGCCCUUGGCAGUGAAAGCAGAGGAAUAUCAGCCUCCCGCAUUUCCCAGUUACCAACUUGCAAGUACAGGUCCGGAUUAUUUUCAAAGAACAAGAAAAAGGAAGAAAGCUGUGUCGUAUGUCAAAUGGAUUUCAACUUUGGAGACCGGUUGAUCACGUUGCCUUGCUCACACCAAUAUCAUACAAAAUGCAUCACUGACUGGUUGAAGUUAAGGAAGAACUGCCCUAUAUGUCAGAAGGAGGUGGUUUAAGCCUUCAAGAACUCAAAGGAAGGAAAAAAGCUUCUUGUGGAGAUGUUGCGGCAAAAGUUUAUUGUUAUAUAGAUAUAAUAUUAAAUAAUAAUAAUAGAGAUAUAUGUUAUGUUUUGUGGGUUGUUUAUCUUCUCAGUUGCUAUAUUUUUUUUAUGGUAGUUAUCAUUGUAAGGAUAUCAUUUAUCGGAAACUUUUUAUCUGAA